Mercurialis annua (annual mercury) is the source of this 1397-nucleotide messenger RNA. RefSeq names its product thioredoxin-like 1-1, chloroplastic. The coding region runs from base 204 to 1088 and encodes 294 amino acids. The record is from RefSeq and is a predicted model, not a curated record. The transcript is spliced from 4 exons. Lineage: Eukaryota; Viridiplantae; Streptophyta; Magnoliopsida; Malpighiales; Euphorbiaceae. Gene Ontology annotation, biological process: cell redox homeostasis.
AUUAAAUUCUUUGAAAAACAGUGUUUUUCUUUGUUUAUUAAGAUCAAUAAAUAGAGAAAAACACUCACUUUAUGUCAAAGAGAAAAAGAAAAAGCAACCAAAUUCCUCUACCCACUUCAAAAUUCUUAUCUAAUUUUAAUUCUGUUUCUUACAAAAAUUUUAAUUUUUUUUAGGGUUUGUUAUUGUUCUUGAUUUGAGAAACUAUGGCGGAUGUUUUGAGCAAGACCAAUUGCUGUGGUAAUUAUGGUUACAAGAACCAGACAAAAGAUGGUGGCUUUGUUUUGAAAAGAAGUUGCAGUCUUAAGAUGGUUUCUAAAAAAUUUAAUUAUUCUCCUCUGGGUUUCAGAUCACUCAAGAUUUCAUCUGGGUCUGAUUUUUUUGGCAAAAGGUUAAUUAUUCAAGAGAAUAAUCAAUCCAAGAAAGAAAUUUUUCUUCGGUUUUCAGUAAAGGCUCAGACUGGUUUGAGAUUGAAGACUGCUCUAAAAUGGUGGGAGAAGGGGUUGCAGCCAAACAUGAAGGAGGUUACCUCUGCACAAGAUUUUGUGGACACCCUUAUGAAUGCUGGGGACAAACUCGUCGUUGUCGAUUUCUUUUCCCCCGGCUGUGGUGGCUGUAGAGCUCUUCAUCCAAAGAUAUGUCAGUUCGCGGAGAUGAACCCUGAUGUGCAAUUUGUUCAAGUUAAUCAUGAAGAACAUAAAUCCAUGUGUUAUAGCCUUAAUGUCCAUGUAUUGCCGUUCUUCAGGUUUUACCGAGGGGCUCAAGGCCGAGUUUGCAGCUUUAGCUGCACUAAUGCCACGAUCAAGAAAUUCAGAGACGCACUAGCGAAGCAUUCCCCAGAUCGAUGCAGCCUCGGGCCACCAAAAGGACUGGAGGAGAAAGAGCUCAUAGCAUUGGCUGCUAACAGAGAUCUCAACUUCACUUACACACCAAAACCGGUUCAACCAACACCUACUCCUGCACCGGACGAGAUAGUGCCAGCGCUGGCUCCAUCUCAUACGAAUCAAACCCUGCCACUUCCUCUUCCCACAACGAGCUCGCAAUCUGCUCAAGAUGCAGAGGAGAAAACAUUGGUUACUUCCGGGAGAUAGAAGAACGAGUAAUCACCGAUCUCAUAUCCAUAUUCUCCUUGUACAGAUGUAGUGUGUGUUGUGUAUUACACAAGUAAAACAAGCUUGUAGAAGUUAAGAGGCAUAUUAUAUGGUGUUUGUUGUUACAGAAAUGCAGGCAUUUGGAUUUAUUUUUUUGGAUCCUGGCCUGCAUCUAUGAGGGGUCUGUGUAAUGUAAUAUAGGUUUGAGUUUUUGUUGGUAACAAAACCAGGUUCUUGUAACUAGUAUUAUUGAGCUAAUGUAAUAUUAACACCUUAGUACUAUUAUAUUAUUAGUUACUUUCUUCUUUA